AUGGAUUGUGAUGUUACUUUUCAUUACUUUUAUUAUCGCAAGACCGUCUACGAAUUGUGCAACCAAGAGUACACCGUAUCUCGUCGUGACUAUUCCCAAGAACUAUAUGACAAGUACAGGGAAACAUGUGAGGAGUACAUAUCAAAAGUUCUGCCAUCUUUGCGAGAAAAGAAUGGUGACAUUUUGUUGACAGAACUACUCAGAAGAUGGUCAAAUUACAAAGUGAUGACCGGAGACCUCUCAUAUAUUUUUGACUAUCUUAACCAGUAUAUUUGGAGACAUGGGCUUGCUUCUCUUGAAGAGAUCAACUUUUCAUCCUUUAACCAAGGGGUAUAUGAAAAGAUGAAUACAGAAAUAAUGGAUGCUAUAUUUUCUGUGAUUGAACAGAAACUUGCAGGAGAGAAGAUUGAUCAUACAUUUGUUAUUAGUACAUUGGAUUUCUACAUAAAGUUUUACAAAUGCACAAAAAAGGACAAGGCAGAGGGAGAAAAAAUGAAGCGCAGCUCAGGCGCUUUGUCGAAGAAAAUCAACUUGAUGAGCUCUGAUGGGACUGUGUUUGAAACUGACUAUGGUGUGGCACUUAUGUCAAAAAGAUUUGAGGACAUUACUGAGACUAUUUCUGUUGGUGAUGAUGUUGAUACCAUUUCUGUUGAUAAAGUGAAUAGCAAAAUGUUGACAAUUAUUGUUGAAUACUGCAAGAAGCACAGAAGCUAUUAUGAACCAAUGGAAGGGGAUGCUAAAUUUGUCGAAGUUGAUCCUAGAAUGCUGCUUGAUCUUACAACAUGUGCAUGCUACAUGAAAAUCGAGAGCCUGGAGAAGCUGACAUGGAGCAAAGUAUCUGAGUUGAUAAAAGGAAAGUCACCAGAGGAAAUUGCUCAGAUCUUUGGAGAUGUAGAUGACUUAAACUCCAAGUUAUUAGAAGAUAACAUACAAAAAGUAGAGUCUUUGGAGAUUUAGAUGUUUAGUUUACUAUUGAAUUAGUACAUUGGAUCUAAUCCAAUUAGAGUUGACAGAAUGUUUGUAAAUAAAUCCUUAUGCAAUCAUAGAAGGCUUAAAUGAGUA
Vicia villosa (hairy vetch) is the source of this 1062-nucleotide messenger RNA. RefSeq lists its product as uncharacterized. The coding region runs from base 1 to 957 and encodes 318 amino acids. The transcript is spliced from 6 exons. Lineage: Eukaryota; Viridiplantae; Streptophyta; Magnoliopsida; Fabales; Fabaceae. Gene Ontology annotation, cellular component: nucleus; cytoplasm. Gene Ontology annotation, molecular function: cullin family protein binding; ubiquitin protein ligase binding. The record is from RefSeq and is a predicted model, not a curated record. Gene Ontology annotation, biological process: SCF-dependent proteasomal ubiquitin-dependent protein catabolic process.